GACCUGUAACACUGGGCAGCUUUUAAUCAGUGCUGUUCUGGUUCUUUCUGUGAAGGAAGACAAACCAAACAUUCAUGUUGACCACUGACCUUUAUUCUGGAAAGAUGGACUUUCAUUCUGGGAGAGUGGUCUUUCUUUAGCUGCUGUGAUACUGGACACCAGCAUCAAAAUGGGCAAUGAGAACAGCAGUGCAGAAAAUCAGAGUGCCCCACAAGAUUCAGAAUUAGGCCAACCUCCUGGUAAUGGGCAAGGUUUGAAAAGCAGCCCUCAGGAAACCAGCAUCGAAAGAUCUGGAGGUCAAGACUGCUCAGAUCUUCUUCCUGCUGCUGUGCAACUGGCUGAGAGCAUAUCCCCAUCAACUCCAGGGCCUGCAAGCAUCAGUAAUGAAGACAUCAGUAGAUACAGUGCUGAAGAUUUAUCCAAUCCAAAUUCAAGCAUGGUGUCAUCAGAGAUGACAGGACAGAACAGUGUCUUGCAAGAAGAUGGAGGACAAACAGGCUCUGAUUUCUUAAAGCAGGCUGCAGAAGCAAGAGAGAGAAGUCUGCCUACCUCGCCUCUUUUAGGAGACUGUGCCGAAGAACAUGUCCCAGCAGAACUCAAAAGCAGAAAUGACAAGUUACCAGCCUCAAAUUGUGAGGAAGCGAUGCCAUCACCAGGUCCAGUGAGUGACAAAGAAGAAGGAAUAGCACAUGCCAUGGACAGAGGCCCAAACUGGGACAAUAUUGCUGCCACUCCUAUGAAAAGCAGCGAGAAUGAUCCCAGGAACCCCAGCUCGGAGCCCAGCUCUCCUGCAGCAGUUACAGAAAUGCAAGGAGUAGCACAAAUGAGUUUGAGUGAAUUAGGAUUGCCCUGGCAGAGUGACCAGCUGGGUGGCAUGAGGGAACCACAUGUCAGCAUGUUUCCCCAGGGUAAAGAAGCAGGAGAUUAUUUUACUGCUCAGGAGGCCAAGCAGGAGCAAGGAGUUUUGGAAGUAGGUCAGUCACAGACUGUAAUGCAGCAAGGUAGACAGGACACAGAUGGUGGAGAGGGUCUGCUAAUGACAAAGGAAACCUUAAUCCUAAAUUAUCCAGCAACAGGAGGCUCAGACAGUGAAAAAUUUGAAGCAAUUGUGAAUGCUCAGGGCUUCACUGAGAUCAGUCAAGUCUGUAAUCUACAGAUAGGGGCUGUCACAACAGCUAAAGGGAAUGAGGCAAAUCCAACUCUAUCUGGAAGCAAAGGGGAGCAAUCAGAAGCCUGUACUUUUAUGUCAGUGUUGCCUUUCAACCCUCCAAACGCCUUCCUGUUUCCAAAGCCUGAAGAGCCUUCGAGAGAGUACGUGCCUCGAAAUGACUCUCAAGAUCCAAUAAGGAGUGAAGCAGUGAAAACAGCCUCUGAAAAACCUGAACUUAUUUUUCAAAGAGAGCUUCAAAAGGAGGAUGAGCUUGUUAGUGCCGAGCAUUUCCGUGUGCCUUUAUCAUUUGAGCAGAAGGAAGAACAAAAAUCACCUGUCACAACUGAAAGCCCAAAAGAUGAAGCCGGUAGCAAUGAAAUUAUAAAAGCUGAUGAUGUGUCUAGAGAUAGCACCUCACUUUCUGAAAGAGAAAGCAUUAUCAAUCCCACCAAGGAAAAUUCCCUAGCAGAAGAAAGAUUAUUACUGGAAGAACGUGCAUUAAGUACUUCCCUGAGCAGAUCCACAGAGUUGACUCAAAAAGUAGCUGAGGUGGGUUUAACAGGAGUGAAAAAAGGAGUCAGAACAGAGGAGGCACAAGUGACAGAAACCAGUGAAUUACCUGAGGGGUCAAGUGGAGCAGAAGGACAACUUCUGAACUCUGUUAGUAGCCAUCACCAGGACAUGGAAAGUACCCACAUGGGGCACAGUCCCAAAGAUUUCAGUCUUUGUGAAAAGAUGUCACCAGGUGACUCAGGGCAAGAAGAUGGGGGAAAGCCUCUGAAUUUAGCCAGUGACUUUAAACCUCCUGAACACAAUUCACAGUCUCUUGGUUCUAAACCUGAACAACAAUUGAGCGAAUUAAAAACAGCAGCUGCAGAUGACCUGGAGAAUAAUCUUCUGCCUUCCCUGCAGUUUCCAAGGGAGGAGUGUCCUCUGAGUUUUGAUCACUUCAACACUGAGGCAGAAGAUAAAACUUCAGGCCAGCCUGGCUGUAAUGGGACUGAAAAAGUCUGUUUAGCCAGUGCACACAGUUCACUGCUCCUCCACUCUGAGAACAAUGCUAUUAAGCAGAGUAAGCAGGAUGAGUCCUGGGAAACGGCUUUUGCUGGAGAAACUGUGUUGGAAUCUGAAUGCAAAACUGAGAGUCAAGAAAAGCCUGAGAGCUACAGCAAGUCAGAAGAAAGAACAAAGUUGUCCACAUCUAAACUUGAGCUCCAGGGCUUAAAUGAGUUGGCAGGGCCCAUGGAUGCCAUGGCUCUACAAACUGAGGAGACCUCGCAGGUUUCUGGAACCAAAGAAGAGAACAGUCACAUCCCUGGAGUGCCUUGCAGCAAUCCAGAGCAAGGACCUGCAGCAGCACAAAGCAGUGCCAUGGAUGGUAAAGAAAACGAAGAUAUUCAACAGGAGAAGCACCAAACUGCAGUGCAGAGUUUCUUGGAGGACAAAGAUUUGGCACUGAAAGGUGAGUGGAAGUGUGAUGUGCUGCUGGAAGCUCAGCUGGAACGAGUGGCUGCUGAAAGUCACAGAAAUGCACAGGUGGCUUGUUCAGAAACCUCCCAAGCUGCAGGUGGUACUUCAAGACUAACUCCUCAGCAUGUUCACUUGGAGGAAGGAGGUGACAGACGUGUCAAUGAAAAGAAGUGUCCCUCUGAGAGUGACUCAUGCAGCUCUUUGGAGACCCUGGAGUGCAGUAUCAGAGAACUGCAGGAAAAUGCAAGUUUUCCAGCUGCUCUUCCCCAAACAGAGCAAAUGGGGAAGUCAGUGUCUGCUGUUGGUGACAGUGACUGGAUUUCAAAUACAGGACUUGAACAACAGAACCAGGAAAGCAGUCUGACAAGUGUCACAAGAGCAGACGAUCAGGAACACAAAGAAAGGGCCCUAAAACCUGAACAGCCAUUGGAAAUAAAUAAUCACAGCAACAUACCAGAAAUACCUCUAAAUAUUUCAAACAACCUCCAUAAAGAAUCUCCCGUGCCAGGUCCAGCACUGAUCCAAUGGGACUCUGUCCCAGCAAAGGAGCAGGGCAAGGAUAAAAGCAGUGCUGUGGUGUCAGAGGAUAUGUACAGCAGCAGACAGGGGCAAAACAUUUCUGUUGUGACUGUGUUUAAUUUGCAAGAUUGCAAUGAGCAAAACAAAACUGAUCUCAAGGCAGAAGAAAACUGCUGCAGUAAGCAAAACUCAAACAAGCCCGAGCAGGAUAAGAAUUCUUUGAUCUCAGCUAGUCAGCAUGAAGCAGCAUGUCACACUGAUACGUUUUCUAAAGAACCUGACAAGAAUGAACAGCCAGACAGCAUAUGCAGGAUAAAGGCUAAUACUGGGGAAAGCUGUGCUGCUGCUAUAAACACUCUUCCAGGGACACAGAAUUCAGCAAGUGCCACUAACAUUUCGCAGGCUUUGCCAAGUGGUACAGAAAUAGCACAUACUUGUGAUAAUUCUGAGAAAAAUGAUCCUCAAAUACCUCGUCCAGAAACUGAGGGAAAUAUGCCAUUAAUGGCAAAGAACUCGGAAAAGACUGAAGGUCUGACUGCUGCUGGGGAAGUCAUCCAGAAAGAUGGAAACAUGCAGAUAAGUUGUGAGGACAACGUUUCUGCAGCAGAAACAAGCACAAUGAGAAGUGAUAAAAGUCCAGGGACACAAGGAUCUCCUUCUCUGUCACAGGCACAUGGGGAAGUAAUUCCCACUGAUAAGUCGUAUGAAUCCAGCUACAUUCAAAAGUCACCAGAGGAGCCUGGUUAUUGUCAAGCAAAUGUUACAGCCCUCUCUCCACAGACCUCUGCACUCAGCCACCCUAGCCAGCAACCUGGAAACAAUAAGAAUUGUGGUACUGGGGGGGAAUUACUAAAUGAUGAGCUGGAAGUUGUAGCAUGCCAAGACACCUUAGAAGGUAACUCUAAUUUGCAGAUUGCUGCAGCUUCUCAGGUGUCUGUGCACUCGGGUCCUUCCCCCGGGGUAAGCGCUGGUAAACCAGCAAAUUCAGAAAACAGCUCUGCAGGGAGGAUGUGUAUUAAUGAAAAAGGUGUUCCAGACCAAAGUUUUCAGGGUGAUGGAGACAGUUUAGCCCUGCCAGAGGCUUUAAAUGUGGGGCAAGGUACUGGAAACUUAUCACAGUUCAGUUCUGAGAAGCUGCAGAAAGAGGUAUCUGCAAUUAAAUCCAAAGAAACAGAAAGUGAGCUAAGCUUCAAAGAACAGCAAACUGACAGUUCAGCAGAGUCUCUGUUAGCUCUCCCUGCUCUAGAAGGGAAGCUGCUGAGCCUUUCAUCUGGUGGUAAACAAGAAGGCUGUAAUGAGGAAAUUGCAGCCAAUAUCUGCGUAGAUGACAAGUACAGUAAGAUCUUAGAGAAACCUGGGAAUUCACAAAAAAUGGAAGAGCUUUCAAAAGAGAAUAACAACAUAACCAGGGCAGAGAUCAGUAUUUCUGAGCAGUCUGCAGAGAACUCUGGAAGGGAGCAUGAGGCUCUGACUUGCAGCUCUCUGGACAUCAGCUCCAGCCUCCCAGACUUCAGGGAGCAUAUCAGCCAGAUAUUUAAAAAAUCUGUCCACAGCACACUGAGUGCUGAAAUACCCCAACUUUUGUCUGAAAACCAUGCAGGCUUCAAGCAGAGUCCAGUGGCUGAGGAUACAGCAGAAGUGUGUGGUGCUGAAAACAUUUCAGGAUCAAACCAGGCGAGCAAAGAAGCUCCUGGGGGCACCUCAGAAGCAGAAGAGCAGGAGUUGUCUUUAGCUACUGAGACUUCCUGCGAAGCUGCUGAAGGCAGAUCUCUGCAACAAGAAAACACGGUGGCAGGGCUGCCACCAGCAAGUCUCCAGGACACUGAGGAAAACCGGCAGCCCGGCAGCUGUUUUGAAGCAGCCCCUAGACUGGAUGGUGCUAGACCUGCUGAGUGUGCUCUGGGAAAUGUGCAAAAAUCAGACAAAACCACUGAGCAACCAGAAGGGGGUGAGAUGGACAGAAAGGAAGACGCGUGUGCUGGUGGUGUUGAUCCUGAGUCGCUAAUAAGCUUAGAGAUUAAGCAGCAAGGACCGGCUUCAUUUGAUGGGGCAGCAGCUGAGAACUUCUCUGCACCUUCUGACUGUAAGCAACAACCCACUGUAGCUGUUACCUCCACAGGCGAUGUACAGGAGAGUGACUCAAAAGAUGCUGCUACUGCAGAGGGAAAUAACUUAAUUACAGAGGGUAAGGCAGAACCAGUUUCAUCUGAAGAGGAUGUAAAUCUUCCUACUGAGCAGUGCCAGGAUCCUAAGCCAAAUGAACAGGAGAAAAAUGAGUAUGGUGCUCCAGACACUGCCAGGAGCAUCUCUGACAUGGAAGCUUCAACACUUGUCCCGGGAGGAUCUUACAGUCAUGAAAAAUUGCCAGACAAUUGUAUUGCAUCACCUGGGGAGAAUCGAGAGACACACAUUCACAGCAACUUUAUGCAUGACAUAAAGUCUCAAAAUGACAUGCAGAGGAUGCAGGAUGAUCCAGAAAAUAGGAAAUGCUUGGAAACAUUGCAAGAGUCACAAGAUGCACAGCAAGAGAAGAAAGUGAUGGUGCAUGGGUUAAUAGAUUACUUAAAAAAUGAAGGAAGCCAGAAUGAUUGCUUGCAAACUGACUCUAAACUAGAAUCUCACAGUAUGACUGAGGGUGAUGUGAAAGAGAAGAGUGACACAGAGUUAAGCACAGCAAAGACAGGUAACAAAAAACCUGGAGACAUCCCUGAAACAGGUACUGCAAGGGUGUUAGUCACUGGUGAAGGUGACUUAGCUUUAAACACGAGCACUGAAGAGCAAGAGACAGACCUAUACAAAAAUCACUCUCCAGCCAUUCCUGAGGUGGAGCAGGGUGAGCACUUGGCUUGUGCAGCUCCCAGUGUUGCUGAAAAUCAGCCAAGCAAGAUGAAUUCAGAAGACGAAAGCUUGCUUCAGGAUGCCAAAAGAAAGCUAUUCCCACUUGCAUUAACUGAGCCUAAGAACCCUGACCUCAAGGAACUUCUAGACGUGGCUAUGGCAGGAUUACCUACUGAAAGCCCUCCUGGGCCAGGUGAUAAUAAACGGUUGACUUCUCCCCUUGAUCCUUCAGCACCACCUUUACCUGUUCCUGCGGCCUAUGGAAACGUUGAUCCCGGGGAUGCUGUGGAGCUGACUGCAGCAAGCACUUCCGAGCUUGAUAGCUGCAAAGAAGCUGAUCACCUCGUUUCUGGGGACAAGCCUUUGGCUACAGCCCCUGGUGAUGGUACAGAACUGCCUGCUCAAGAAACUGAAGGUUUCACAAGGGAAAAAAAGAGGAGCUCUGACUCUGAAGAAGCAUUUGAGACCCCGGAGUCCACUACACCCGUAAAGGCACCACCUUCACCUCCACAGCCACCCCCUGAAGUGGCAGCAGCAGUUGCAGCAGACACUGCAGAACAAGAGAUAAAACCCCAGCUGCCCUUGGAAGACACAGGAUUAUCUUCAGAAACUGUUCCUGUAACUGAUGUGCCACACAGUGAAUCAGUUGAAGAAAGCCCUUUCCGCCCCCCUUCCCAUUCUUUCUCCACUGUCUUCGAUGAGGACAAGCCAAUAGCCAGCAGUGGGACCUACAACUUGGACUUUGAUAACAUUGAGUUUGUGGAUUCUCUCCAUGCCUUAGGACCCAGCUCUCCAGAGUCAAAGAAUCGUGAUCCCAAAGCAAAUGUUCGAAGAAAAUCGACCGAUUCAGUCCCAGUUUCCAAAUCUACAUUGUCUCGAUCUCUCAGCUUGCAAGCAAGUGAUUUUGAUGGAGCAUCUUACCUGGGCAAUAGUGAGACAUUAGCACCAGCAGCAGAUGUGUACGGUACUGGUUCAAGUAGUGCUUCCAGUACCCUCAAGAGAACAAAGAAAUCCAGACCAGCUUCCUUCAAAAAGAAGCAGUCAGCAAAGAAACCUCUGGAUGCUCCACCAGUGAAGGAAACACCACAAGAACCAUCUGACCUUGGCCAAGCAGAUGAGGAUAAACCAGUAUUGGAAGCAAAGGUUGACUCAGUAAAGCUCGAAUGUACUGAACCUUCUAAAAUCUCUGCUGAGAAACAGGAGGCCCCACCCGUGCCUGAAGGAUCCAGCCCUUUGGAUCCAGACAGUAUUGAAGGGAUUAGUGCGUUUAGCACUGGAAGCAGCAAAGUACAAAACUCUCCCCCUGCCAGUAGGAAAACACUACCUCUUACAACGGCACCGGAGGCUGUGGAGGUGACUCCUCCAGACACUGGAGGACAAGAAGACCCUCCAGUCAAAGGCAUUGCAGUGAGGCUGGAGUUUGAUUAUUCUGAAGAAAAAGGGGUGAGUGAAGACCAGCAGGAGAGCACUCCUCCUCCCAAAAGAGCAGGUAAAAAGCCUGGUGCUAAAAUGCCGCUACGGAGGCCAAAGACUAAAAAAUCAGUGGAAAAGCUUGACAAUGUUCCAACCACGCCAACCAAGUCCCCCACUGAUCCAAAUGAAAUCCCUAUCACAAAAGGCUCUUACACUUUUGAUAUUGACAAGUGGGAUGAUCCCAAUUUUAACCCCUUCUCAUCUAGUACAAAAAUGCAAGAAUCGCCCAAACUGCCUCAACAAACGUACAGUUUUGAGCCAGAGAUGUGUGAGGACUCUACUGAGCCUUUCAAGUCUUCUUCUAAGAUACCCAGCUCGCCCUCCAAAUCUCCAGCUUCCUUUGAGAUACCAGCCAAUGCCAAUGAAACAAAUGGAACUGAAGGAGACAACUUGAAUAAACCUGCAAAAAAGAAGAAGACACCACUAAAAACGAUGGUAGAAGAUGUGAUGUCUGUAUGUUCUCUGUUUGAUACAUUUAGGGUGAAAAAAUCACCAAAAAGAUCCCCACUAUCUGAUCCUCCUUCUCAGGAUCCCACUCCACUGCCCACUCCAGAAACGCCUCCCGUCAUAUCCACGGUGGUUCAUGCCACAGAUGAGGAGAAACUGGCAUCUUCAGUGACCAGUCAGAAAUGGACCUGCAUGACUGUGGACCUGAACACGGAUAAACAGGAUUACCCACAACCAUCUGACCUGUCUACAUUUGUUAACGAGACCAAAUUCAGCUCUCCCACAGAGGAGCUGGAAUAUGGCAACUCAUAUGAAAUAGAAUAUAUGGAGAAAAUAGGCUCCUCUGUGCCUCAGGAUGACAACACCCCAAAGAAACAAUCUUUAUACCUAGUGUUUGAUGCUCAGCAGGAGAGCCCUGUCAAAUCACCUCCCAUCAGACUGUCUGAUUCCACAACUCCGUGCUCAGGGUCAAGUUUUGAAGACCCUGAAGCCCAGCAAUCCUCUGGAAUGAAAAUACAACAUCCAGCUUCCCGAGUCCUAGCUGCCAGCCAAGAGGCACAUUUACAGUCACCUGACAAGUCAAAGCAGAAGGACCUUGAGCCCAUGACCCUAGGAACAACUCCAGAGGCUAUUGAAAUAACAUCUCCUGAAGACUCCUUUGUCUCUGCUGAUGCUCUUCUCAAUAGGAUAUCUAAGAAAACAUCAAUAUGUGAUCAGCCUGAAUAUCUAGAUCCUGACUUAGCAGAAAAGAACCCCCCAGUAUUUGCUCAGAAACUUCAGGAGGAGUUAGAGUUUGCUGCAAUGAGGAUAGAAGCCCUGAAGUUAGCCAGGCAGAUUGCCCUGGCUUCUUUCUGCUCCCAGAGAGAUGCUGCUAUCCCAGCAGAUGUUCCCAUCUCUAAAAGUGCACUGUACUCCCGGAUCGGCGCCUCGGAUGCAGAAGGCACCACGGGGCUUCUCUACCCCCAGCCAGACUUGGACUCUGCGCUACGACUCGCCCGAGCUGAGAUUGUUGCCAAGGAAAGAGAAGUAUCUGAGUGGAAAGAGAAAUAUGAAGAAAGCAGAAGGGAAGUAAUGGAAAUGAGGAAAAUAGUUUCAGAGUAUGAGAAGACGAUUGCUCAGAUGAUAGAGGAUGAACAGAGAGAGAAAUCUGUCUCCCAUCACACUGUUCAGCAGCUGAUAGUGGAGAAGGAACAAGCUCUGGCAGAUCUGAACUCAGUGGAGAAAUCCCUGGCAGAUCUUUUCAGGAGAUACGAAAAAAUGAAAGAAGUAUUGGAGGGGUUUCGGAAGAAUGAAGAAGUGUUAAAGAAAUGCGCACAGGAAUAUUUAUCACGAGUGAAGAAGGAAGAGCAGAGGUAUCAAGCACUCAAAAUUCAUGCUGAGGAAAAACUGGACAGAGCCAAUGCUGAAAUUGCACAAGUGAGAGGCAAGGCUCAGCAAGAGCAAGCAGCGUAUCAGGCCAGCCUUCGUAAGGAGCAGCUCAAAGUGGAUGCAUUGGAAAGAACACUGGAACAAAAGAAUAAAGAGAUAGAAGAAUUAACAAAGAUUUGUGAUGAACUGAUUGCCAAGAUGGGGAAAAGCUAACUUUGAACCAAAUUUCUGGACUUCAAUACUGAGUGCAAUAUGACCAUUGGCACACUGAUGUCCAUACAUUUAUGUGGACAGGUUAUAUUUUCACUUUUUCGUAUGCACUACUGUAUUUUCUUUCUAAAUAAAGUUGAUUUAAUUGUAUGCAGUA
Messenger RNA from Apus apus (common swift), 9632 nucleotides. It is a transcript of the gene TACC2, whose product is annotated as transforming acidic coiled-coil containing protein 2. The coding region runs from base 170 to 9478 and encodes 3102 amino acids. The record is from RefSeq and is a predicted model, not a curated record. Gene Ontology annotation, cellular component: cytoplasm. Gene Ontology annotation, biological process: cerebral cortex development; cell population proliferation; mitotic spindle organization. NCBI's taxonomy places the organism in Eukaryota, Metazoa, Chordata, Aves, Apodiformes, Apodidae. The transcript is spliced from 23 exons.